AUGUCAUCUACAUCGACCAGACUCCGAUCGACGCGACCCUUUCAGCCCUCCGAUGGGCGCAAAGAACCCGACCUCGGUGGGGGGGGCCUAUCCUCGCUCAGUCUCGACGUCUUCAAGACCCUAAUUGACAGGCGGAAUGUUCGCAGUACGGAUGAAGCCCAGCCGAAGCGACGGGGGCCGAAGCCCGACCGAAAACCAGCUCUGACGAGGAGGCAGGAGCUGAAUAGACAAGCCCAGCGAACCCACCGGGAGCGUAAAGAGAUGUACAUUACGAGCCUGGAGGAUGAAGUACUGAGGCUCAAAGAAGUAUACAGCACAGCAUGUCAGGAGAAGGCUAAACUGAUCGACGAAAACAAAGAGCUGAAAGGCUUGCUUGUUCAGCACGGCGUUUCACUCCCGACCCCCUCCAGCCCAGAAAGCGGACAAUACCAGUCAGAUCACAGUGGGCUGAUCUCGCCUGGUACCUUACAAUCAACCACGGAAGCGUCCACGGCAUCGCCAAACACUCAACCACCUCUGGAUAGGCAAAAGCUAGGCAACAAUGAGCUAAAGCAGGAAACGUUAAGCGGCAUAGACUAUGACCAGGCCGGCAUUGAUUUUGUCCUCGCACUCGAACGCCCCUGCAUGGACCAUAUGCCUGUCUUGUUGGAUGUUUCGAGCGAAGCUGAAUGUCAGCCAUGCGGCCAUGCCCUCAUGGUGUCAUGUCCGCCACGCCCAUUCGACGAAUUGUCACCAGAAGACACAUUUGGCCAAUGCCCGCUCCGGAGCGGCCCAAAUUCGGGGCAGAGGACAUGGAAGCUGGAGAAGGGCGACCUCUCAAAGCUCUUGGAACUCAGCUCACAACUCGACCUCGACGGUGAAGUCACCCCAGUGAUGGCAUGGACCAUGAUCCUGGCGCACCCAAGGAGUCGAGAUCUGAAGGCUCAAGACUUCGUCACGUUGGCUGGAGAGUUACAGAAGAAAAUCAGAUGCUACGGGUUCGGCGCAGUCACCGAGGAAUUCGAGGUGCGAGACGCCAUCGAAAAUGUCCUUGGAAACCGGCUUGACUGCCACUUUCCCAAGCUCCUCAGGAUCGACCCAAGGAGAGCAAAGAUGUCUGCCGAUACACUCGACUACCUUCGCAUAUGCGAGAGCUGCCCUCCUGGCGACGGCUGGGGGCCCUCUGUAACCGCCGAGACAACCCUCGACGGUGUGCCCUAUGCGCCUUUCUCCAAGGGUGACAAGUUGGGUCGCAUGGCCGACUGGACUCUAGAGGGCAAGGACCGAGAGCGCGGCGGUCGUAUGCAGUUCAACCGCAGCUACAGAGACCAACAAGUAUACGGUGCCAGCCAUGCUGUCACCUUCAACGCCCCCGCUGCCGAGGACGAGUCCACAUUCUCCAUUGUCACAAACACACGAGACUCCACCAAGACGAGAUAUGGCCGUGGAGCCGUCUUCACUCGCGGCCGUGGCCAGCGUGGUGGCCGAGGCGAUGCUCGCGGUGGACGUGGCCAGUCUCAGCGAUCCGGCCCUGGUGGCCGACAGAGUGGCUACGACCGUGGCCGAGGUGCUGGUGGAGCGCGUGGCCGCCGUUUCGGCUGGAAGGACUACGACAAGCCAGCCCGCAACCGAGACGCCAGUGUCGCCAUCCGUGCUGACUGGGAGCUGCUUGAGGAGAUUGACUUCAACCGUCUGGCUAAGCUGAACCUCGACACCGACGAGGGAGAGGACCUGGAAGACUACGGAUUCCUCUACCCCUACGACCGCUCCUACGACAAGCCUCCCGUCAAGGGCUCCGAGAGAAAACUCACAGCCAUCGACCGUGCCUCAUACAACAUUACCACCUCAAAUGACCCCAUCAUCCAGGAGCUCGCCGAGAAGGACGAGGCCACCAUCUUUGCCACAGACAGCAUUCUGUCCAUGCUCAUGUGCUCUACCCGCUCCGUCUACCCCUGGGACAUCGUCAUCGUGCGCCAAGGAAACAAGAUCUUCCUCGACAAGCGCGAGAAUGCCACUCUGGAUAUGGUGACAGUCAACGAGAACGCCGCCGACUCUCCUCUCGACGCUUCCGAGGGCAGCAAGGACAGCGUCAACCAACCCGCUGCCCUUGCUGAGGAGGCCACAUACAUCAACCACAACUUCGCCAACCAGGUCGUCAACGAGAGCGAGUCCGCCAAGGUCCAGAUGGCCCACAACAACCCCUUCUACAACGCCUCGGAGGACACCGACCCGCCUGCCAGCAAGGCCUACAGGUACCGAAGAUUCGACUUGUCGACCAACGAGGAGGACCCCGUCUACCUUAUUGUCCGUACCGAGGUUGAUGCCGUCCAGAAGAACAGCAUCAGCGGCGAGGAUCAGCUCAUGACCAUCAAGGCUCUGAACGAGUUCGACAGCAAGGCCCAGGGCAGCGGCGGCGCCCUGGACUGGAGGAGCAAGCUCGUCACCCAGCGUGGUGCCGUGGUGGCGACCGAGAUGAAGAACAACAGCUGCAAGCUUGCUCGCUGGACCGUACAGAGCAUCCUGUCCAGGUCCGACAUCAUGAAGCUUGGUUUCGUUUCCCGUGUCAACCCCCGCUCCAACGACAAGCACGUCAUCCUGGGCGUCAUCGGCUGGAAGCCUCGCGACUUCGCCAACCAGAUGAACCUGUCGCUGUCCAACGGUUGGGGCAUCGUCCGAACCAUUGCCGACAUGUGUCUCCAGCGCGACGACGGCAAGUUCGUCCUCGUCAAGGACCCCAACAAGUCCAUCCUGCGCCUGUACGAGGUCCCUGUCAGCACCUUUGAGGAGGAUGAGGAUGAUGAGGAUGGGCCCCAAGAGGAGGCCGAGGCUGAGGGAGCCGAGGAGUAA
Clonostachys solani is the source of this 2826-nucleotide messenger RNA. NCBI's taxonomy places the organism in Eukaryota, Fungi, Ascomycota, Sordariomycetes, Hypocreales, Bionectriaceae. The record is from the annotation of a GenBank genome assembly.